AAAGAUUGAUAGAGAGAGCUGUUCGGGAAAAUUAGACAGUUUUUUAGGAAAUUGUAAAAGAUAGACUUGAUGUUGGUAAAAAAAUAAAUGAUCAAAAGUAAGACGACCGGCUGAAGGAACUGCCAGAAAAUGGAGAUACAAAAACACGAAUUUUCAUUUGGAUAGCUCUAAUCAAAGGGUUUGCACCUGCUUUGCAAGUUCGCCACUGAGUGAGUAGCAGCAGCUCGGUUCAAGGUUCCAGCGGGAUUCCUCUGGGUCAGAACUGUAUUUCUGUGCUCGCAAAAGCUCCUGAAAAUCGAGGGAGGCACACAAGAUCAAGCAAGGAUGAAGAAAUUCAAAGGUGGUCUGUACCUUGUGCUGAAGAUGAUGGAGUGGUUUUCUUCAGUAUCCGACUAACACACAAAGAAGGAUGCGCAGAAUGCUUCAGUUUGGUUAAGAGGGACACUGGGACAGAAGAUACAACCUUGUAGUUCUGCAACCUGGUGUAGGACAGGUAGACAUUAAGGGAUUGGAUUCACCCACAAAGCUGCCACCCUGCUCCCUAAAUGACUCACUAAAAUGCAGCUUAGCCAGUGAUCAAGCUGUGAUCACACACUAAGACUUCAGGCCUGCCCUUCUGCUCGAACUCUGCAGCUGGAGGCCUUGUACGGAGCAUGAGUGCGGGAAUGAUCAACCGCUACAGUAUUGUGUCAUCUGAAGAAGAGGGCCUCCGCCUCACUACCAUGCAUGGCAUGAACGGCUUUGGCAAUGGCAAGAUCCACACACGCCGCAAGUGCCGCAACCGUUUUGUGAAAAAGAAUGGUCAGUGCAAUGUGCAGUUUACUAAUAUGGAGGAAAAGUCGCAGCGCUACAUGGCCGAUAUUUUCACCACGUGUGUAGAUAUUCGCUGGCGCUGGAUGCUGGUUGUCUUCACGCUUGUGUUUGUUAUCUCAUGGCUGGUCUUCGGCCUAGCCUUUUGGGUCAUUGCCUUGCUGCAUGGAGAUCUAGAUAACCCAGCUGGAGAUGACAACUUCACUCCCUGCGUACUGCAGGUCAAUGGAUUUGUGGCUGCAUUUCUUUUCUCCAUUGAAACCCAAUCUACCAUAGGGUACGGCUACCGAUGUGUGACUGAAGAGUGCCCAGUGGCUGUGUUCAUGGUAGUCUUCCAGUCGAUAGUGGGCUGCAUCAUUGACUGCUUCAUGAUUGGUGCCAUCAUGGCAAAAAUGGCAAGGCCUAAGAAGAGAGCACAAACACUGUUGUUUAGCCACAAUGCAGUCAUCGCCAUGCGGGAUGGCAAGCUGUGUCUCAUGUGGAGAGUAGGGAAUCUUCGCAAGAGUCACAUUGUAGAAGCCCAUGUCAGAGCACAGCUCAUCAAACCUCGGGUGACCGAUGAGGGGGAAUAUAUUCCUCUAGACCAGAUUGACAUCAAUGUGGGUUUUGACAAAGGCUUGGACAGGAUUUUUUUGGUUUCACCGAUCACUAUUCUCCAUGAGAUUGAUGAGGAGAGCCCUCUUUUUGGGAUCAGCAAACAGGACUUGGAGACAGCAGAUUUUGAGAUCGUCGUCAUCCUCGAAGGGAUGGUUGAAGCAACCGCCAUGACCACGCAGGCUCGCAGUUCCUACCUGGCUUCCGAACUCCUUUGGGGUCACAGGUUUGAGCCAGUCUUGUUCGAGGAGAAGAACCUGUACAAAGUGGAUUAUUCUCACUUUCACAAAACCUACGAGGUGCCGUCCACCCCACGCUGCAGUGCCAAGGACAUGGUGGAGAACAAGUUCCUAGUACCCAGCUCAAACACCUUCUGCUAUGAAAAUGAGCUGGCAUUCCUAAAUCGCGACGAUGAUGAGGAGGAGGAUGUUGGUGGUGGGAGCCGGGCACUAGCAAAUCUCAGUCCAGACCGGAACAGCCGACAUGAAUUUGAACGCUUACAGGCCGUCAGGUCACUGGAUCAAAGGUCAUAUCGCAGAGAGUCAGAAAUAUGACACCCCGAUUGACCAAGGUUCAAAUUUCAAUAACUUUAUCCAAGACAAAAAUGCAGAACAAUGCAAAGUGCCAUAGGACAAGCUGACUACUGUUAAAAAGUGGAAAGAAACAUGACAGUAAAGGCACACAAGUGGAAAGUAUAAGUAAGUGUGCACAGCUUAGAGAAAACAUGGUAAGGAAUGUCUACAAUCAAGGAAAAGGCUAGAAAACACCUUCUUCCUACACAGAAACUUGAAUUUUUCUUUUUUUUUCUCCACAUGCUCAUUUUGAGUUUGGAGUGUUAAAUGCUAGUUCAUCAACACCUAUUAUGACAGUACCUUAUAAUCAACUCUUUGGUGUAAAUACAUUUCUUAGGUAAGCUUUGUUUUGUGUGCGGAAUCAUUUUCAAAGGAAAAAAAAAUGAAAAGAAAAGAAAAGAAGAGAAAAGAAGAGAAAACAUUUUAAAAAAACGACCUCCGACAAGUAGAAGUUGAGCUCAGCUUGCGUUGAUGUAAUUUGCUGGACUAGCGAUCAGAAAAAAAUGGAAAGUUCAUGCACGUCAGCAUUCAGAUACAAUGAGCCAUAAUAAAACAUCUGAUCAUGAGCUUCAGAGAAAAACAUGAUCUGGUUUAGCUUCACCUUGGUGAUGAUAGAUUUCUGAAGCCUAUAUUCAAAAGAGGAAAUGCAGGAUAACUUAACUGCACAUAAAUGAGUGUAUUAAACCAUACCUAAACUGUAUAAACACUUUAUUUAUAAUUACCGAAUGCCUCUUACAAGCCAUCAAUGUCAUGGCUUGGCUGCACAUAUGCAAAGACUAUAAAAUAAAAUGAGAAAAAAACUACAAACCCAUAAACAUUCUUUGAGAAUGCUUCAGGUUUAAAAAAAAAAUCCAGAUGAA
Messenger RNA from Cololabis saira (Pacific saury), 2836 nucleotides. RefSeq names its product ATP-sensitive inward rectifier potassium channel 12. Gene Ontology annotation, biological process: potassium ion import across plasma membrane; regulation of monoatomic ion transmembrane transport. The coding region runs from base 654 to 1958 and encodes 434 amino acids. Gene Ontology annotation, molecular function: inward rectifier potassium channel activity. Gene Ontology annotation, cellular component: plasma membrane. The transcript has 2 exons. The record is from RefSeq and is a predicted model, not a curated record. NCBI's taxonomy places the organism in Eukaryota, Metazoa, Chordata, Actinopteri, Beloniformes, Belonidae.